GUUAAUUAUUCAAAAGACAUGUUUGCCGACGCUUUAAAGGUUCCAAUUUGGGGAACCAGGGUAGUCAGAUAAGUGUGUGUGUGUGUGUGUGAGGAAAGUUGGUGUUUUCUUGCAGUCAUGGCUAAAUUGGUGGAAUGUGUGCCCAAUUUCUCAGAGGGGCGAAACAAGGAGGUCAUUGACGCCAUAGCCAAUGCCAUCUCGGCCACGGAGGGCUGCAGCUUGCUGGACGUCGAUCCAGGGUCUUCAACAAACAGGACUGUGUACACUUUUGUGGGCCCACCUGAGGCUGUAAUUGAGGGGGCUCUGAACGCUGCACGUGUUGCGUUUAAACUCAUAGACAUGACCAAACACUCAGGUGAACACCCUCGCAUGGGUGCAAUGGACGUGUGUCCCUUCAUACCGGUGCAGAACGUCACCAUGGGGGAGUGUGUACAGUGUGCCAGUGAAUUUGGCCAGAGAUUGUCAGACAUGCUGCAUGUGCCAGUCUAUCUCUAUGGAGAGGCAGCUAGAAAAGAAAGCAGAAGGUCACUUCCCUCCGUCCGUGCAGGGGAAUACGAGGCAUUACCGGAGAAGUUGAAAAAAGCCGAAUGGGCCCCUGAAUAUGGUCCUGCCACCUUCGUCCCCUCUUGGGGCGCCACGGUCACUGGCGCCCGAAAGUUUCUCAUCGCCUACAACGUGAACCUUCUGAGCACAAAGGAACAGGCUCACAGAAUCGCACUGGAUAUUAGAGAACAGGGCCGUGGCAAAGAUCAACCCGGGCUUCUUAAAAAGGUCCAGGGAAUGGGAUGGUACCUGGAAGAGGUCAACCUGGCACAAGUGUCCACCAACAUCCUGGACUUUGAGUUGACACCCAUGCACAUGGUGUAUGAGGAGAUCUGUAGAGAUGCCAAGGAUUUGAACCUGCCAGUGGUGGGGUCUCAGAUAGUCGGCCUGAUUCCUCUGAAGGCGAUCCUGGACUGUGCAGACUUCUACAUCCAGAGAGAAAAGCUGUUCGUUGUGGAAGAGGAGCAUAAAAUCCGACUGGUUAUCAGCAAACUAGGACUCGACUCUUUGGGGUCAUUUGUUCCAAAGGAGAGAAUUAUAGAGUAUAUGGUACAGGACAAUCAGGGCGAUGGGCGGCUUGUGUCUCUGUCCCUGCAGAAGUUUGUCCACAGCGUUGGGGCCAGAACAGCGGCUCCUGGUGGAGGGUCUGUUUCUGCUGCAAUCGCUGCUAUGGGUGCGGCUCUGGGCUGCAUGGUCGGUCAGAUGACAUAUGGAAAGAGGCAGUUUGAGUCUUUGGAUGCAGAGAUGAGGAAACUUAUCCCUCCAUUUCAUGAAGCCAUGAACGAUUUAUUGUUAAAGGUGGACGCUGAUUCAACGGCCUUUAACUGCUACAUGGCCGCCCUGAAAUUACCCAAGGGCACGGCAGAUGAAAUCAAAAGGAGGGAAGAAGCUAUGCAGGAGGGUCUGAAGGCGGCGGUGGGCGUCCCUCUGUCCCUGGCAGAGAGAAUAAACACACUGUGGCCGGUUCUCAAAGAGAUGGUCAAGUACGGAAACGUGGCAUGUAAAUCAGACAUUCAGGUAGCAGCUAAAGCUUUGGAAACAGCAGUAUAUGGAGCAUAUUACAACGUCAUUAUAAACCUGAAGGACAUCACAGAUGCUUCAUUCAGAGCUGCUACUGAAGCGAAAAUGUCUGUGCUGUUAAAGAACGCCAGAGAAAAUGCCAAUGUAGCACUGCAGACGGCUGACCAGAGGAAAUGAUGACACAGUCUGAACAGAUGGUCAGACAGUAACUUACAAAAGAUCAAAUAAAGACACUGAGCUGAACACA
Molecule: messenger RNA, 1810 nt
Organism: Ctenopharyngodon idella (grass carp)
Lineage: Eukaryota; Metazoa; Chordata; Actinopteri; Cypriniformes; Xenocyprididae
Gene: ftcd
Product: formimidoyltransferase cyclodeaminase
Exons: 14
Coding region: 118-1740 (540 amino acids)
Molecular function (GO): transferase activity; folic acid binding
Source: RefSeq, a predicted model, not a curated record